Messenger RNA from Hydractinia symbiolongicarpus, 1681 nucleotides. RefSeq lists its product as uncharacterized. Lineage: Eukaryota; Metazoa; Cnidaria; Hydrozoa; Anthoathecata; Hydractiniidae. The record is from RefSeq and is a predicted model, not a curated record. The coding region runs from base 238 to 1479 and encodes 413 amino acids. The transcript has 11 exons.
UAUCAACAUUCCCUUUUUUUAGUACUGUUGUUUUUUUUAAACGAAAGUAGGACAAGGAAUAAUAUAAAGUCUGGAUUUCACAACUCCCAAACGUUUGGGCGGAAUACCCAUCUAAGUGAACUGCUACUACAGAAUUUUUUUCACCGGUAAAUAAAAAAUAAAAAAUAAAACGACGAGGAAGAGUCGACAGAUUCAUCUAAUGAAUGAGCAACAGUAUAAAGAUUGAUGUAGCUACAUAUGGCUGUGUUUAAACGAAGAUGUCUCUUUUAUCUGGUCGAGGUGACGUACAGUAAAUCUUUGGUUAUAUUGCUGCUCGUCUCAAUUACGAUUGUUGAUGGACAAAUUGACGUAAGUGAUGCUAACAAUAAAAACGAAGCUUCGAAAGGAAAGGAUUAUAUUGUUCAUUGGAAUAUCAGCAAUGCAGAAAAAAUUUUUCUUUUGGAAUUGUCCAAAAACAAAACAAAUAUAAAGUCAAAUAAUCCUGGUAAUUGGAAAUCUCUUGAAUUAUUCACUGUUAACAAAACCUCUAUUUCUAUAGAAACUUUCAUGGAGGGUGAUAAAAUGUGCUGCAUUAUGACAGUACAUAAUGUUUCAUAUGAUGAUGAUGCAAGUGAAUAUGUUAUGCAAGUGACAUAUAUAUUGUACAAUCCAAUUCGAGAAGAAAAAAAAAACGCUACGUACCGCCUUGAUGUUACAGGAGUUCCUGAAUUCUGUGGAACAAAGUUACCAAACGAGAUUAACUUAAUCAAUAAAAAUGCUGAAGUUGAGAUUUGUGGUCAUCCAAAACCUGAAGUAAAUUUUUAUAUACACGAAAGUAAAAGACUUCCUGGUGCGUGUGAAUUAACAGAAGGAAGACUUAAGAAGUACAAAUGCAAAGUGGAAUUAACAGAUUUGAAAUGUGGAGAAAAGCUGAAUUUAAAAAUUCGCGGCUAUCAAAAUAUGAAAUUGAGUUCGUCAUCGAUAUUAAUUGCAAACUAUACACCAAUCGAUUUAAAAUUUGAAAAAAAAAGUAUCGACUGCUACAAUCUUUCAUGGUCUGUUCACCCUCUUGCAAAACCUUGCGUCAAAGAAUAUCAGUUGGUAGUAAACCAAAUCGAUAAAGCUCCGUUAAACACCACAACGAAAACAUCGAAUUACCUUAUUUGCAGCAAAUCAAUACAAUCAUGCAAAGUAAGAACAUUGUGUAAAUCAAACCAAGAAAGUGAUUGGGUAACAGCAGCAAUAACUGUUGGUAUACCCCAGUCGAAAGAUAACGCUUCAUUCUAUUUGAUUUUCAUUUCUGCCGCUCUGGCAAUCUUUGCAAUCAUUUUACUCAUUAUUGGCCUUGUAUUAUUGAAAAAGAAAUUGUACAAGAGAAGUUUCAAGAAACCUUCAUCACUCGAAGGUUUGACAAGGCGGCAUGAGGAAGAGGGUCCAAAAGCAUACCCGAAUCACUACGAAGAGACAAUGUUUUUUGCAAAACAUCCGCAGCCAGUUUAACACCUUCAAAAAAAUUAGAUCAAACCUCUCCAAAGUUUGUUGCGUAAUUUCCACUUUAGGGAGGUUACAAUGUAUUGUCCAGCCUAUUUAGAGAAAAAAAAUAUUGUAAGUUUUAGAAAUAUAGCUACUAAUAUAACAACACUUUCCAGUAUUCUAACUUCGUGUAAAAAUUGUUGAAAAUAAAAAUUUGUUUUAAUGGUCA